AUGCACCCCUUUUCCAUCCUCACCCUUGGGAUCUUUGUCGCGGGCUACAUCACCGCUCGGUGGGACCUUGUAACCCGCCUGUACGAAUUGGCUAUUUUUGCGUGGGACCACGGCGUUGUGGCUCGUUCUAAGAGUCCGGAGAAGGAUGACAAUAUGCUCAUGAGUGAUGGGCUAUUGCGGGUAUUCUGGCCAUAUGAUCUCCCGCGAUCCUCGUCGCCAGGAGUAAUUGUUGGAUGGCGGAACUCGGAGCUAGAUCUAUUCGUGCUCACGGUGUUGGAAGAUGUCGAGCCACGCAAUGUCGACAAUGCGCUCCGCGCAGGUAUUCUCUUUAGGAAUAGCCCACACCCGAUCGUUCGCAUCUUUACCUUGUGCGGCCGAUCGCAGAUGCACGUCCUUGGCUCGACGAAUCCGCAGUCACCUUCGACCUCGUUCAAUCCUUCCCAUCUUUACGUGAAUACACAAUCCACAUCCAAGGUUCCUCAGAUAUAUUGUCCUCCGGGCACGAAUUUGUCUGUUCAGGUUAUCAUGUAUGAUCGCCCGCAUCCGACUCGUAUGGAGUACAUGUCUUUGAAUCCCAUCUCGCUGGCAUUGGGUGAUAAGGUCGCGGCGUCAGAAAAGUUUGGCCCAGUUUCGGACAAGAUUGAGUCGGAAGAGGAGAGGGAAAAAGUGAGGGGCCGGCUGCUGGUUGAGAAACUCAAGUUUCACACAGUUGUGAAGCAUGCGCCCUCGCAGAAGGAACAGGCCCUUCCAUUGAUCAUCAACCAGGUCAAUUGUGCAUACGAAAUGGCCCAGCUGAUGCACAAGAAUACUCACCUCAUCGGUAUCCGUGCCAAGCGGAGUAUGAGUGUUGGAGAGCGCGUGGUCGAGUCUGCUACGACAUUGUGGGGAUUCAUUGUCCUCUGCCUAGCUCACGUCUUUUGGCAGUGGAUAUGGCCCGUCAUCACUAGGAUCUUCGUUAUAGGACUUGUGGGUCAUCGAUCUGUCGCAGAGAUUGUUUUGCAAAUCCUUGAGUGGCGAGCUCGACCGGAUGCUGCUGCUCUCAAGGAUAUCUCUGCGACCGCCCAGCAAGUGGAUAUUCGAUUGCAGCAAUUCUGCUACUGGCCUAUUCAGUAUGUCAAACUUCGACAACGAAAAGAUAACUGGGAAAGCGUGACUACCAGCCACCCGGAUUAUAUCCGGUUCUAUAACAGCUUGUGGCUCGUCGCUAAUGAUGUGAUCAUCGGCAUCGCUCUCGGGUCGUAUAUCAUCGACAAUGCAAACUGGGUAGCAUCGCAAAUCAAUACUGUCCUGACGGGCUGGACUGUGGAAGGCCUGCAACGCACCAUCUCUUGGUUGAUGGAUUGGCCUGCUGGUUUGAAGUUGAACAACGAACUCGCAGCAUUCCUUGGUGACUUGUUCUUGUGGGUUAUUGAAAACUGGGCCGCGUGCAUUGCCAAUUUGCAACCAUACCUCCCACAUGUUAUCUACAUUGUGGGUUGCUCCAGCUUCGCCGGCGCCAGCAUGCCCAUCGCCCUAUUCUCCGACCUUCUCUCGAUUCUCACCGUCCACAUCUACUCUUUCUACAUUGCCUCUGCUAGAAUCUUCAACUGGCAACUUACCAUCAUCAUUUCUCUGUUCCAUCUCUUCCGUGGAAAGAAGCGCAACGUUUUGCGCAAUCGGAUAGAUUCAUGCGAUUACGACCUCGACCAACUCUUGCUUGGCACCAUUCUGUUUACCGUCCUCUUCUUCCUCCUCCCUACUGUGAUUGUCUUUUAUCUAACCUUCGCCUCGGCUCGAAUGUUGAUCAUCACUAUAAAGGCUGGAUUCGAUACGUGCCUGGCCUUUUUGAAUCAUUUCCCACUCUUCGCAUUGAUGUUGCGUGUGAAAGACUCGAGACGACUACCCGGUGGCAUCCGGUUCGAACUCCGGGAUGCAUUGACAAAGGGACCUAAUGAAACAGAGUCCCCGGCUGUCUCUUACAUUCACCUCGAGUCCAUCCCCCUCCCGCUCCGCGCGAUGUUCGACCAAUACUUCCAACUCGGCCACCGACUCCGCACACAUUAUCUAGCACCCCGAGUCAUCUUUUGUCUUAUGACGGGCCGCUUCGUCCCGCCCAUUCACCGCCGCAACCUGUACAGCAUGCAAUACAGUAUGCUGCCCGCACGGCGUGCAGGCAUGGCGGAAGUUUGGUCAAUGUUGACACAGCCCAAGAAGGGCGGUAGUGGGAGUGGAAGCUCUGGCUCCGUGGGGGGAAUGGGGGCUUUAGGCAAUCCGGUUCCCAAGGUUCCGCCUAAUUUUGGACAGGGAGAUGUUCGUCGACGGGGGCAUCGGUGA
Messenger RNA from Penicillium cataractarum, 2313 nucleotides. RefSeq names its product phosphatidylinositol N-acetylglucosaminyltransferase. Gene Ontology annotation, biological process: GPI anchor biosynthetic process. The transcript has 4 exons. NCBI's taxonomy places the organism in Eukaryota, Fungi, Ascomycota, Eurotiomycetes, Eurotiales, Aspergillaceae. The record is from RefSeq and is a predicted model, not a curated record. The coding region runs from base 1 to 2313 and encodes 770 amino acids. Gene Ontology annotation, cellular component: endoplasmic reticulum; membrane.